CUCUUCCGCUUUCUCCAGGCCAUCCGUUGCCUGACAAAUACUCUUUACUUAUAACCAAUAAAUACUGAGCAUUUAUCAUAAACCUCACUCCUACUAUUUAACAAUCUAUACCUACCUACUAUAAAUUCUACCAAAUAAUCCAAUAGAAAUCCAAGGAGAGAACAUGUACUUACUACUCAGGUACUAAAUACGUCCGGAAGCAGUUUAGCCCGUGGCAGCAUAGCUUAGCUUAUCGAGCUGAGCUCUGUCCAGUAUCUGGCCUCUGCCUCUUGCCGUGCGCUCAGUCUGCCAAAAACCAAUUUAACUAAGUUCGGACGAUCCUCAGAUUUUUCUCCCUCCCACUUACGACGUACCUCUGUACAUACUUACCACACAUUAACUUAUUAUCCCUUUCCACUCUUAUUCCAUUAAUCACAUAUAAUUCGGAAUGUCUGAGUCGUUUGAAGAGGGUAUCGAGAUGCCUGGCAUCCCGAAGGAGACCGCGCGCAAGAUGGCGCGUCUGGAAGAGGAGUUCAACCGCGUGGAACUGGACCAGCUCCGCGCUUCUGUCCCUCUUCUUCGCCCGCUAUACGAGAAGCGCAAUGCGCUCAUCACCCGCCCGGACGUCGAGGCUGAAUUCUGGAUCCGGGUGUUCUCGAACGCCCCCGCCGAGAUCGACGAGUAUAUCCUGCCCAGCGAUGCGGCGAUCCUCAGCACCUGCCUGAAGAACUUGACCAUCGAGCGGUUCGAGGUCGACGACAAGGGCCAGGGAGAGCCGCGCAGUCUGCGGUUGACGUUCGAGUUCCGCACCGACGAGGAGAACGCCUUUAUCACCGACGCCAAGGUUGUCAAGGACUUCUACUGGCGCCAGCAGGUGACCAAGAACGCCCAGGGCAAGCGCCGCUUCUGGGAGGGCCUGGUCUCCGAGCCCGUCCGGAUCAACUGGAAGAAGGGCAUGGACCCGACCAAGGGCCUGCUCGACGCUGCCUGUGACCUUGCCGAGGCCGAGAAGAAGCAGCAGCAGAAGAAGAAGGGCGCCGACCGCACCACACUGCCAGAGUUCGAGAAGCUUGUCCGCAAGGUCGCUGAGCUCGAGGCCGCAGCCAACGAGGAUGAGGAUGAGGAAGACGACGAGGACCCCAUGGCCGGCAACAGCCCUGCUGGCGUCAGCUUCUUCGCUCUGUUCGGGUACCGGGGCAGAGACGUCUCCGCCGAACAGUCCAAGGAGGCCGAAAAGGACGAGGAGGAGAGAUGGGCUAAGAUUGCCAAGGGUGAAGAGCCUGAGGAUGAGGACGAGGAUGAUGACGAUGACGAGGAGGAUGAGGAUGUCGACAGCCUCGAGGAUAUCGAGAUCUUUCCGGAUGGCGAGGAUGUAGCCACUGCCAUCGCCGAGGAUCUGUGGCCCAACGCCCUGAAAUACUACGUCGAAUCCUAUGCGAUCGCCGAUGAUCUCUCGGACGCCGACCUGGAAGACCUGGAAGACUUGGAGGGGGACGAGGAUGACGAAGAGGAGGAGUCGCAUCCCCGCAAGAAGACCAAGGUUUGAAUUGCGCCAAAG
Molecule: messenger RNA, 1537 nt
Organism: Penicilliopsis zonata CBS 506.65
Lineage: Eukaryota; Fungi; Ascomycota; Eurotiomycetes; Eurotiales; Aspergillaceae
Exons: 3
Coding region: 428-1525 (365 amino acids)
Biological process (GO): nucleosome assembly
Cellular component (GO): nucleus; chromatin
Molecular function (GO): chromatin binding; histone binding
Source: RefSeq, a predicted model, not a curated record